This is a messenger RNA of Closterium sp. NIES-65, 1080 nucleotides long. Lineage: Eukaryota; Viridiplantae; Streptophyta; Zygnematophyceae; Desmidiales; Closteriaceae. The record is from the annotation of a GenBank genome assembly.
AUGUCGGCGGUCGACGCGGCGUGGCAGCGCCUCAAGGCCGCCACCGCGCCCGCAGCCAUGGCGGGAAGCAGACUCUCCGCCGCUUCCGCCGCCGCACCUCCCGCACAGCCGCGCGGAGAUGGAGGCGGAAGCGCAAUAACCGCCGCUUUAGACGGUGGAGCGGCAGGUUCCGCGGAUCUUGCGGUGCAAGCGACGGCGGGAAAUCCGGGCGAGACGGUGAAGCUGCGCGACGCGCGCGUGGAGCUGAUUCUGACGCAGCGGCUGCGGCAGCGCGGGGCAGCGCAGACGGCGAGCGGCGGCAGCGCGGCGAAGAAACCCGUCCCUUCGUGGGUGUGGGACCUGGGUCUGAGGCCCCUCCCACACUCUGCCCCCGAAUCGGAUGCUGCUGGCAGUGACGCGCGGGGAGAGAGGAGCAGCGGAAAGGCGGCUGGGGGAGCGGAAGGAGCAUUGGGGAGUGCAGAGAGGGGGGGGGCGGGGCAGGCAGAGGGUAGAGGGGAUGAUGGGGUGCGGGAGGGGGGGAAUAUGGAGGUGGACGAGGGGAAUGGUCGAAGGAGUGGGGAGGGGAACAAAGAGGGGGACGUGGCAAGAGAGAAUACCACUGCUGCUGCAGCAGCAGGUGCAGAGCGGGCGGCAGCAGCAGCGGCGGCGUUGAGAGCGACACGGGCAGCAGCAGGGGGGGCAGUGGUGGACGACUCCAAAGUGCAGGUGCGGGAGGUGGUGGACUUUGCAGGGGAGGCGGUGGAGGUGGUGCGGGUGCUGGACGCGCGCUCUAAAGAGGCUGCUGCUGCCAAGCGCAAGGCCGACAUGCAGGCGUCGACAUCAAAGGGGUUGGACGCCAUACUGGCGCAGAUGGAGAAGAAGAAGAAACUCAACAUCCUCGACAAGUCACGCAAGGACUGGAGUGAGUACAAGGAGGGCACGGGCGUGGUGGAGGAGUUGGAGGAGUACAGGAGGAGCGGUGCCACGUACACGGAGAAGAGGGCGUUUCUGGGGCAGGCUGACCUGCGCGAGUACGAGCGCGAACGCGAUGCCAAGCUGGCUGCGCAAGCCAGGAGAGCACGGCCGGGGGGAGUGGAUUGA